Messenger RNA from Salvelinus namaycush (lake trout), 696 nucleotides. Its product is annotated as AT-rich interactive domain-containing protein 4B-like. Gene Ontology annotation, biological process: regulation of transcription by RNA polymerase II. The record is from RefSeq and is a predicted model, not a curated record. Gene Ontology annotation, cellular component: nucleus. The coding region runs from base 247 to 696 and encodes 149 amino acids. NCBI's taxonomy places the organism in Eukaryota, Metazoa, Chordata, Actinopteri, Salmoniformes, Salmonidae. Gene Ontology annotation, molecular function: transcription cis-regulatory region binding. The transcript is spliced from 7 exons.
GAGAGGAUCAUAGAGAAAAAGCUCUCUGGCUACCGACACGGCUUACGACUUUGUCGAAUUCACAUACCAACAUCAAACCGAACCGGGGUCAGCGGACAAACGCGAAAAAACUGGAAAAUUGUAGGAUUAAAUGAUUUUAUGGAUUAAUUUGAACCUUUUCUUUCGUCGAAAGAAAACAGUCUCAACUUGACUUCAUAGAAUCGUUACGCUGGUCACCGAAGAGGAGCCCAGAGGACUGGGAACGAGAUGAAGACUCCGGAGGAGCCGCCCUACCUAACAGUGGGCACUGAUGUCAGUGCCAAGUACAGAGGUGCUUUCUGUGAGGCCAAGAUUAAGACUGCCAAGAGACUGGUCAAGGCAAAGGUGACCUUUAAACCAGACCUGACCACAGCAGAGGUCCAUGAUGACAGCAUCCAAGGCCCUCUGAAGGUUGGUGCUGUAGUGGAGGUGAAGAACCCCGACGGAGUGUACCAGGAAGCUUCCAUCAACAAGCUGACUGACUGCACUAUAUACACUGUUGUGUUUGAUGAUGGUGAUGAGAAGACACUGAGGCGUUCCUCUCUCUGCCUGAAAGGAGCACGUCACUUUGCAGAGAGCGAGACACUAGAUCGUCUCCCUCUCACCAACCCAGAGCACUUUGGCACUCCUGUCAUCGGCAAGAAGGGGAACCGUGGACGCAGGUCCAAUCCAGUGUGA